Molecule: messenger RNA, 1536 nt
Organism: Candidula unifasciata
Lineage: Eukaryota; Metazoa; Mollusca; Gastropoda; Stylommatophora; Geomitridae
Source: the annotation of a GenBank genome assembly
AUGGAAAGCAACGAAAAAUCGAAAGGAUAUGCCAAACUCUCGAUCCACUCAGUGACAGAAAACAUUAUCCCUCUGAAAGGCAAAUCAAAACGUGGCGGCAAUGAUAAAUAUUCGGCAGCCAAAUCAGGAGUACCGAUCCUCCCUAGCUUGGGUGGUAAAUUCACGCCCCUGGACGGAUCUGCCGCCCCUGUUGAUCGCUACAGCAAGAUUUACGUGGCUUUCAUCCUGUCUGGUAUCGGCUAUAUGCUACCAUAUACGUGUUUCAUUGUGGCUGUCGAUUAUUACCAGAAUCGAUUCCCACACUCGACGGUUAUCUUCGAUAUGACAACAGCCACCAUCAUCGUGGGCACCGUCGGGGUGCUGCUUAACAACGCCCUGGUGGAAACCGUCUCCCUGAUGUGGCGGGUCAUGAUUGGCUACAUCAUGUCCACCUCUUUGCUGCUCUUCCUGACCAUCUGCGACGUGACUCUGGAUGUCUUUCCCCACGACGCUGCCUACUGGGUGACGCUGGUAUCUGUGUCUGCCAUAUCGAUCGGAUGUGCGGUUCAACAGUCCAGUUUCUAUGGAUACGCAAACAUGUUACCAAGACGAUAUACACAAGCCGUGAUGGUCGGAGAAAGCUUUGCUGGAGUUCUAGUGUCGCUGAACCGCAUCAUUACCAAACUGUUGCUGAAGGAUGAGAGAAUCAAUACCACCAUCUUCUUCAUCAUCUCCAUCUUCGUCAUUGGGAUUUGCUGCUUUACAUUUACGGCCUUCAAGCUGACGCAAGGACAGUAUGCCUGCUUCGAAUUUGAGGUUCCUCCCAGACAAGAUCACAAUAAGGACACAUCAACCUCUUCUGACUGCACAGAGAAAACCAGCUCAGCCAAAGUCAACGACCAGUCGCUGGAGGAAACUGCCUGCAGACAGGGACGUAACUCAGACGUAUCUUUCAAGGGCCCGCGACUCAAGGCCCGCUGGGAAGUCACUAAACAAAUCUACCCCUACAUGACCUCAUUUGGCCUGACCUUCUACGUCUCCGUGUCCUUGUACCCAGGCAUCAUCUCUGAGGUGGUCAGUUGCCGACUGGGCACCUGGAUGCCUGUCCUGCUCAUGGCCUGCUUCAACCUGACUGAUGCCUUUGGCAAGACUCUUACAUCAAUAAAGCAAACCUACUCAAAGCUCCGCCUUCUGCUGUGUUCACUAGCUCGUUUUAGUUUAAUCCCAUUGGCCAUCAUGUGUUGUAAGCCAAGAUAUCACCCAAUCCUCAGCGGGGAGGUGUGGCCAGUUCUCGUCACUAUUGUACUUGGUGCCUCCAAUGGGUAUUUUGGGAGCUUACCAUUGGUCAUGGCUCCGAGUCAAGUUGCUCCACGUCACAGAGAACUAUGUGGAAACACCAUGAUGCUGUCAUUCACCUUCGGCGUCAUCUGUGGAGCCGUGACGUCAUACGGUCUGGAUCUUCUGAUCGGUCCCCACCCAGACAUGGAGUUCUGUGGCAACGUGCUGAACCGCACCAACACUGCGGGACUGGAGGUGACCGCCAGAACUGUCAAUUAA